AGAUGCGUUACUUCAUUCUCCUCCUGAUCAAAGAUGGAUCUGCAAAUCUCACUUUUUCUUCUGCUCGCAUUUGUCACCGCAGGACACUCUCUCAGCUGUUAUCAGUGUAAAGGAACGUCUUGUGCAGGUCAGACAGAAACAACAUGUCCAAUUGGAGAUUCCCAGUGUGAGAGUCUAACAAUGGUAACAGAAAUCGGUGGCAUUACUUCUAAAGUGAAGGCUAAAGAUUGUGCUGCUGGUUGUACAACUGGGUCCGUGGACUUCGGCAUUCUAAAGAUGUCUUCUGAGUGCUGUAGCGGUGGCCGGUGUAACGUCCGAGAUGCUCCAGAUCCCAGCACUGGCUCUCUCAAUGGAAACACGUGUUACACUUGUGAUGAGAAGAGCUGCUCAAAUGUACUGAAAUGUUCAGGCAGUGAAGAUCGCUGCAUCAAAGCAACAGGGACUUUUGGAGGACAGACCACAGUCGGUAAAGGCUGUGCCUCCAAAUCUAUUUGUGAUGCCGCGUCAGUCGGUCAUGUUCAGGGCAUCUCCUGUUGUUCAGGGAAUCUGUGUAACGGAGCUAAAAGUGUCACUCAGAGCUUCCUGAUCCUCUGUUUUCCUCUGAUCGCCUUCAUCCUGAUGCUCUGAAGACACAUUCAGUUCUACAGUCUGACAUGCUCUACACACAAUACUGUAUAGCUUGCUGACUUGAUUUUUUACAUCAAUUUUGUAAGUGACAUUCUGAUGUGACAUUUUAUGCAAUAAAGUGCUAAACCAUAA
This is a messenger RNA of Danio aesculapii, 759 nucleotides long. RefSeq names its product lymphocyte antigen 6B-like. NCBI's taxonomy places the organism in Eukaryota, Metazoa, Chordata, Actinopteri, Cypriniformes, Danionidae. The record is from RefSeq and is a predicted model, not a curated record. The coding region runs from base 34 to 627 and encodes 197 amino acids. The transcript is spliced from 5 exons.